Messenger RNA from Nematostella vectensis (starlet sea anemone), 1646 nucleotides. Its product is annotated as palmitoyltransferase ZDHHC4. The record is from RefSeq and is a predicted model, not a curated record. Gene Ontology annotation, biological process: peptidyl-L-cysteine S-palmitoylation; protein targeting to membrane. The transcript has 5 exons. The coding region runs from base 63 to 1154 and encodes 363 amino acids. Gene Ontology annotation, cellular component: endoplasmic reticulum; Golgi apparatus. Gene Ontology annotation, molecular function: protein-cysteine S-palmitoyltransferase activity. NCBI's taxonomy places the organism in Eukaryota, Metazoa, Cnidaria, Anthozoa, Actiniaria, Edwardsiidae.
AGUGCAUUCUGGGUAAUUCAUAAUUCCAAGAUGGCGGCUUAGUGUUGUUGUUUUGUGUGUCCAUGGAUUUUCUUACGCUAGCUUUCGCCUACACGGCUUGUUUCACCGUAAUUUGCUAUGUAUUGCUUUGUGGAGGGAGUUCUUUUCACCGCGGAGGUGUAAUAUCGUGGAUCAGGAGGAAAAUACUCUAUGGCUAUUUAUUGGUAGAGGGGGCAUGUAUCAACUGCCUUCCUACCUUCAUCACCAGAGGUACCAGCAGAAUUGUUGACUUUGUUUUCUAUACCAGGAACCACUUUUUACAGGCAUUUUAUCUGUUCCUCGUGAUCGGAGGUAGCCUCGUUUACUCUCUUCACAUUCUCCCUUACUUUGACAAGAUGAACUCGUUUGCGUACUCAACCUACUGCUUGAUAAUCAUCAACAUCUCCUUCUUUGUCAUCUGCUGUUACGCUGAACCUGGGGUAGUCACACCGAGUAACAUGGCAGCAUCAAUCCAGAGAUACAGAUAUGAUGGAUAUUACUAUAUCCGGAAGGAGUGUCCAACUUGUGAACUAGAUAAGCCUGCAAGGUCUAAGCACUGUUCUCUGUGCAAAGCAUGCAUUAACAGGUUCGACCACCACUGCUCAUGGGUGAAUAACUGCAUCGGCGCCAAUAACUAUGGAUAUUUCAUCGGGUUCAUCUUUACAGCUGCAGCAUUGUGCAUCUAUGUGACCUUCCUUGUCAUGAUAGUGUUUGUGUAUAUCAGCAUAACUCAGCGCCUACUACAGGGGCAAUAUGUGGACAGUGAAGGCAAUGAGUACCCUAUCACCAUCAGACAUGUUGUCCAGUUUCUUCUCGUCAACUUCCCCACGAUCUUUACUCUCUUCAUGGUCGUCCUCAUCUUUGGCAUAUUCCUGACUCUAUUCACCAUAUUUCAUUUCUAUCUUCUGCUCACAAACCAAACCACAAAUGAACUCUUCAAGAGAUUCAAGGCACCAAAAGGCCCAAGAAAUAAGCCAAGGGGGACACCACUUACGAGUAAAGAAAAUUCGAGAUUGCGACAAAAAGUUAAGAAAAAUACAUCGUCUGUUGAGACAGAGCAGACCCCGGAUGUACCUUACCAUAGUACUCCUUAUUCCAAAGGCAUGUGGAAAAAUGUCGCUGAGAUAUUUUCUUAAAAUUAGGUAUUGUUAUACUUUAGGCUUGAAGGACAAUUGACAACCUUUAUAUGACUUAUAUACAAGAAAUCAUGUAAGAAAAGGGGACCGGACUGAAUAUGCAAUGAAGCGCCCGCGAGAAUUUAAUUAAAGGACUCAAUGUGACCUUUAAUUUGUGCAAAAGUUGAGGACAAACGAACCAAAGGUUGAAGCGCGAAAAAUCUAGGAAAACAAGCUAAAGAAAAUAAUAAACCUGGCGAAUUAAAAUUUCCUGGCAGGUUUUCCGUAAAAGCUCAACAGGUUGGCAAAUUUAUUAUCCAGGUCGGAGGAAUUAUUCCAUUUUUUAAUGUCUGUUUUCGUCCAGGGGAAAUUUUCAUACCAGAGUCAAAUUGUACCAGGGAAGGAAAUACUCUACCAAGGAGAGGUGGAAUGUGAAUGUAAUGUGAAUGGGAAUCUUCUAUACGUAAGUAUGAUGCUUUAAAGAAAAUAAGUUUGUGGGGAUGUGAGAGUAAA